UGGCUCGAGGCAAGCACCUGCGCGUCGAAGGCCCCGGGCUCCCCUUGGGCAGCGGCGGCCCCCCGCCCGCCCGCCCGCGCGCGCCAGCUCGGGCGGGAGGAGGAGGCAUGUCCGACGCGCUGCACACCGCAUCUAGUUGCGGUCACCCUGGACUACAUUUUGCUGGGGCUGUUCAGCGUUGCGGCGUUCUUGAGCUUCUUCACGCCGGCGUACUCCUUCGCCAACUCCUUCGUCGGCAGGGCUGUGCUCGGUGCCUUCGCGCUUUAUUUCUACGUGCGCUGGCAAUACGACAUAGCAGUCCUCCCCGGCUACGUCGAAAGCCCAACAGACGCAGACAAAGCGGCGAGGUUCCGCGCCCUGCGGGACCUGUACCUGGAGUUUGGCUGCCUCCUGGCGGUCCUCUUCGCCCUGGCCGUGUCGAAGCUCCGAGGGGACAUCGCCGCGCUCGGGCAGGGCAAGCGCGACGACUGAGGGCCAGCGGCUGGCGGAACGGCAGCGUCGCGGCGGGGCCCCGCCGGCGCGGCGGCGGCUCGCGCGGCCACUGCGCAGCCGCGGGCUCGCGCCGGCGUCGCGCAGCCGCGGGUGCGUCGGGCAGCCGCGGGGGCGAGGGCCUCCGAGGUGGGCCCGGCCGGCCGAGUGGUGAAGAAGUCUGCCGCCAGGGGGACGGGGAUGCGCGU
Molecule: messenger RNA, 677 nt
Organism: Prorocentrum cordatum
Lineage: Eukaryota; Dinophyceae; Prorocentrales; Prorocentraceae
Source: the annotation of a GenBank genome assembly